Anneissia japonica is the source of this 1260-nucleotide messenger RNA. Its product is annotated as UPF0739 protein C1orf74 homolog. The transcript has a single exon. NCBI's taxonomy places the organism in Eukaryota, Metazoa, Echinodermata, Crinoidea, Comatulida, Comatulidae. The coding region runs from base 25 to 870 and encodes 281 amino acids. The record is from RefSeq and is a predicted model, not a curated record.
UUUGGUGCAGACCGCUUCCGAGGUAUGAUAGGGAAUUUUUUUGGAAAACAUGCCAAAAAAUCAUGGAAAGCAUUGGUAUCAGAUUUUCUUUACGUCCUAUAUGGUGUAAAGAAUGGAUUUUUAUAUGACUAUGGUAUAAUUGAUUCAGAUUCCAUGAUAGCUUUCUUACAAGACUUCACAAAUUUGCUAGCAGUCGACACUAGCGUAGGUGGCCUAUCCCUACGCGACUGCCUAUCUGUUAAUGUUAUUGAGGUUAAUGAGAACAUCUUUGUUGUUAACACUGAUAUAUUAAUACCAUUCCUCCGAAGAUGCUUAGAGAAAGGAUACCUUAAAUGCAUUGAUGUUUCUGGUAAACUAGAUGAACCAGUUAUUUGUACCGAUCACGUUAUUUCAGAGAAUAUAGUGAAAGAGUUAGCAAGCUCUCUGAAAAUCAUUCUUGAUUUUGCAACAGAGGGCAGUCUUGCUUGUAAUAGUGAUUCAAUGGACCAGGCUACUCUACUAAACAAACCUACUAUCAGAAAGCUGAAAGUUGAUGUUGCCACUGGCUGCAAUAUUACAACUCUUUUUGGAAUUUUGAUCGGAUACCCAAUCGUAUAUUGGUAUAACAACCGUGAUGUCAACAACUGCCUCGGAAUGGUCCCUCUGCGUGUUUACAAUGUAAAAUGUAUCGUCCACCUUGCAGAUAUCAGUGGAAAAUUUACCAUGUAUUCUUUUAGUAUUCCUGAUUCAUUGGUAUCAUGUUUUAAGGAAAGGAUCGUAUCGUGGUUUGAUGAUUUGCAGUCAAGAGUAAAAAAGCUGGAUGAAAAACAUUUGUUUAAAGAAUUAGAGUUAGAGUCGCAUGUUGUUGUUCUACCAGCGCUCACUUUAUGAUGAACAACAUUUUACAUUCAUCUUUAUGUUGCUCAUCUAUUCUGUGGGGACAGGGAUUUUGAAUAACAUAAUAACAAAGUCCCAAUUGUAACUUUCGACACAGAAAACAAGAAGUCACUGUACAGUAGACACUCCAGAAAUUUUCCAACAGGGAGGAAAAAAGAGUGUGCGAACCAGGGGGUGGCAAAGGUCAAAAGUCGGGUUACCAAAGCAAAAAUCAUGGUGGGGUCAAGUGGGAGAGAUUGUAUUAUUUAUGAUAGUAAAAAUUAUGCUUUAUACUUUAGAUCAAAACAACAAUAGAAACUGCAAUCACAAUAACUUUUGCUAGGUUGGAAAAAAUAUUAUUUAGAUCAAGUAGCAUCAGACGAUGGCCAAUUCCAUGUUUUGUAA